Molecule: messenger RNA, 2468 nt
Organism: Rubroshorea leprosula
Lineage: Eukaryota; Viridiplantae; Streptophyta; Magnoliopsida; Malvales; Dipterocarpaceae
Source: the annotation of a GenBank genome assembly
UGAUGCCGGUGAAGGCAUUUUCUGAUCUCGGUGAGUUCGAGCUCUUGCUUGGUCAACUUCAUCUAAUUCAAUGACUUAUCUUCACCAAACAGUUUACUUUUUCCCUUCAUGCACAUACAUAAGUCUCUGCCCUUGUUGUGCCAGGGAUAAACUCCAAUUAAUUGCUGAAACUGCCACAAAUAUAUCUUCAGAAGAAAAACCAUGGGGCAUCGGUAUUCAAAAUUUUUAAGAAUUCAAGAUGAUCCUGAUGCACUAGAUCAUCAGGUCCACACAAAUAAUUAUGAAGAAGGAAGACAAAUAUACAAACCAGAGUCUACCCCAAAACAUGAAUCACCAGGAAGGAACCGGCAAUCCUUGAGGGCUAAAGUACUUUACAAAGUUUUCCAUGAGGACUUUGACAGAUUGCACACAAGUAUACUUGAUCCUCAAGGAACGAUCAUUCAGCAUUGGAGCAAGAUCUUCCUAAUAGCAUGUUUGGUUUCUUUGUUUGUGGACCCUUUAUUCUUUUACUUGCCAGUUGUUUCUUCAGAUCAAGUCUGCAUUCAAACUGGAAUGUCCCUUGAACUAAUCCUUACAAUUAUUAGAUCAGUUGCUGAUGUCUUCUACAUAAUUAAUAUUUUUAUACGGUUUAGGACAGCAUAUGUUGCUCCUCCUUCCAGGGUAUUUGGGAGAGGAGAGCUUGUUAUAGACUCUCGGAAAAUUGCUUCCAGAUACCUCCGCAGAGGAUUCUGUAUUGACUUCAUUGCUGCCCUGCCCCUUCCUCAGAUUUUGAUCUGGGUCCUCAUUCCCAAUCUUCAACGUUCAGCAAUAAAUGUCAGUACAAAUGUGCUCCGCUUUGUAAUGAUUUUUCAGUUUCUUCCAAAACUCUUCCUUGUAUUUCCACUCACAACCCAAGUUGGAAAGGCCAUAGGCUUUGUGAUUGAAACAGCAUGGUUAGGUGCUGCUUAUAACCUGCUUCUCUUUUUGUUGGCAAGCCAUGUCAUGGGAGCUUGCUGGUAUAUUCUUUCAAUUGAGAGGGAGGAAGCAUGCUGGAGAAACGCCUGUGAUAAUGAAAGGCAAACUUGUCAGUAUAACUACUUUGAUUGCAAACGGCUUGCAGACCCUGGGAGAAAUUCCUGGUUCUUGUCAAGCAAUAUCACCAAUUUAUGCACCCCAACUACUAGCUCCUAUGCGUUUGGCAUAUAUGGUGAUGCAGUGAAUAAUCAGGUUGUAAGCGCUCACUUUGUAAACAAGUACUUCUACUGCUUUUGGUGGGGUUUAAGAAAUUUGAGUACUCUGGGACAAAAUCUUUCCACAAGCAUUUAUGUUGGAGAAAUAAGUUUCUCCAUCCUUAUUGGGUGUGUUGGUCUGGUUCUCUUUGCAUCACUCAUUGGGAAUAUGCAAAGAUACCUCCUGUCGACAACUCUUAGGCUAGAAGAAUGGAGGAUCAAGAGAACUGAUACUGAGAAAUGGAUGCAUCAUAGGCAGCUACCUGAAGUAUUAAGGGUUUCUGUUAGAAAAUAUGAUCAGUAUAAGUGGCUAGCCACUCGAGGAGUUGAUGAAGAAGCCCUUCUCAGCACUCUUCCCUUGGAACUCCAGAGAGACAUCAAACGCCACCUAUGUCUAGAUCUUGUUCGUCGAGUACCAUUGUUUGAGCAGAUGGAUGAAAGAAUGCUAGAUGCAAUAUGUGAGAGGCUUAGACCGGCCCUGUGCACUGAGGGAACAUUACUUGUCCGAGAAGGUGACCUUGUGAAUGUUGUGCUCUUUAUAGUCCGUGGCUACCUUAAUUGCUACACAACAAAUAGUGGAGACAUCUCUAGAUUCUCCAAUAUUCCAUGCCUGAUUGGCCCUGGUAACUUCUGCGGCGAGGAACUUCUGACAUGGGCCUUGGAAACAGAUCCAAGCAUCAUCCUCCCUUCCUCCACUCGCACAAUCAAAGCAAUAGCCGAAGUAGAAGGGUUUGCUCUAAGAGCAGAAGACUUGAAGUUUGUGGUAUCACAGUUCAGGAAAAAACAUAGCAAGCAACUAAGGCACAACUUCAGGUUCCAUUCCCACCAGUGGAGAACAUGGGCUGCAAACUACAUUCAAGCAGCCUGGCGUCGGUACAAGAAACGAAAGGAAUCAGCAGAUAAUGCAGCUAAAGCCAUGGAGAAGCUCAAGGCUAGUGAAGGUGAAGCAGGGUCAGCCAUGCUUAAAGCAAUAAUAAAAGCUAGUUCAAGGUUUGGUGUUAAUUUGAGUUUCAAGGGAGAGCCAGGUGGUGCCAGCGCAUUGCAGAAGCCUGCUGAGCCUGAUUUCUUCCUAGAUGAUAACGCCAAUUAACACGGCAUUUGUUCUAUGAUUGGAAUUAAUUGUAGAAAUUACUGUUUAUCAAUUGUAGAAACUACACGGCAUAUGUCCGGGACCCUUUUCAUGCCCAAGUAAUAGGAGCUAGGUACUGAGAACACAUUUCUUUACCUUUUCAUCUUGGUGCAUAAAGAGAAAAACUCUUU